Anthostomella pinea is the source of this 387-nucleotide messenger RNA. The record is from the annotation of a GenBank genome assembly. Lineage: Eukaryota; Fungi; Ascomycota; Sordariomycetes; Xylariales; Xylariaceae.
AUGAGCCGUCCAGCAAAUCUCUUCACCGCGCUGAUCCGCACGCACCACAUCACCAGCCGCAAGAAGAUCCAGCGAGUCAAGAAAGCAGCGUCGCACCAUGCACUACCCUUCGUGCUCAUACGGAGCGGCGGCUCGCCAGGCAUCAUGUAUGCCGAAAGCGCCGAUGAAGCUGGCGUCAGCGGCUGGGUGGCCGCCGUUCAAGGCCUCCGGUACAAGGACUUCCAAUGCGCCCAGAAGCCGGCUGCGAGCGACGUCAACGUCCCUCCCCAGGCGAGCGAUAGCGGCUUCGUAGAAGUCACUUCCGUUGCCGAGUUUGGCGAGAGGAUGCAGCAGAGGGGCUUGGGUUCCUGGUGGAAAUCUGGAAUGGGUUACGAAAGUUCGGAUUGA